CGCCAAAAUUCAAACUGCCUUGGUGAAGAAGACGGAAGUGUGGCGACUUUCACCUUCUCGGUCUAAUGAAGUUUUCACAACGAUUUCACAACGGCGAGAUCGAAACACAAUAAAGGACGUGUGAUAAACCGAGACCUGACAUAAUAUGAAGGGAUCCGAUCUGCUAUGAACAAGAUGAGGGAGAGUCCCAGGAGACCGAUAAUCCUCAAGAGGAGGAAACUGCCGUUUCAGAGAAACGAGGGCGGUGGGCAGCAGAACAAAUCUUCAACAGCACCCGGAGCGCAGUCCGUCCCAGAUGGCAUUUGCAUCAUGGACCAUCCCACGAUGCCGGACACGCAAGUGGUGGUCAUACCAAAAACCGCCGAUCUUCAGAGUGUCAUCAAUGUGCUGACUGCUAAAGGGAAGGAACGUGGUGUAGAGGGGCCAAACAAGUUUAUUUUGCUGAGUGGAAGCAGUGGAUCUGAGGAUGGAGUCGAAGCUCUGAGCCGUGCCACGUCAGAGAGUAAAAAUCUCCUCGGACCUGAAGCAGGUGUAGCCGGAGAUGCCAAAGCUCUCCCGAGCAGCAGAUUGAAAUCCGAGCAGGACUGCAGUGUGUUAAAUAACAGCCUGACAAACAUCCAGUGGUUGGGGAGAAUGAACACGCAGGUCUCAGGUGCCGAGGUAGAAAAGAAAGAGUCUAAUAAAGAGAAUUUCGACAGCUGUGCACAGCUCCAAGAGCCACAGCACACAGAGGAAGAAGCAGGUGCCGUUAAGGGCCCUUUGUCAGAAAGACCACCAUACUCCUACAUGGCCAUGAUCCAGUUUGCUAUCAACAGCAAGAAAAAUAAGAAGAUGACUCUAAAGGAAAUCUAUAACUGGAUAGAGGACCAUUUCCCCUACUUCCGAAAUGUAGCAAAACCUGGCUGGAAGAACUCCAUUCGCCAUAACCUCUCCUUGCACGAUAUGUUCAUCCGAGAGACCACACCAGACGGCAAGAUCUCCUUCUGGACCAUUAAACCCGAGGCAAACCGCUGUCUCACAUUAGACCAGGUUUACAAGCCUACCGUUGAUCCAGCAGCCCCCUCUUAUCCACAAACCACGCAAAUCUAUUACCCACAACAGCAGAAGCGAGUUAUGGCUGAUCCUAAGAAAGCUACAACCUGCACCACAGAGAGGAAAAUGAAGCCUCUCCUGCCUCGUACGGACUCGUACCUUGUGCCUAUUCAGCUUCCUCUGACUCCUUCUCUCUUCCUGCCCUCCCCGGCAGCCGCGCUCUCUCUGUCCACCCCUCAGCAGAGCACCGCUGCCCCCAACCCCAUCUCCAGAACAGGGUGCAAGAGGCUUUGCAUCGCUCCCAAGGUCCCGAAGAGUGAAUCCAGCGUGGUGGUGAUAUCUACCCCGGUCCCUGAAGUGAAGGAGGAGCGUGUGUGUGUACCCGUCAGUGAACCCUGCAGCAGCAAACGGAAGGAGAUGAGCAGCUCGCGUCGUAAGCAGCGUCUAGUCACACCUUCCACCGAGGAGCCUGUCCUGCUCUUCCCAGACAGCACUUUCUUCGACUCGGGCUUGGCCUCGGACGUCUCUGCCUUCCAGGAAGUGGAGCCGGAUCCAGAGCCCCGGCGUGACCCGCAGCUGGAAGGCGAAACUUUUAAAACGCCCAUCAAAGGGAGCCACCCAGCUUCGUCUACACCCAGCAAGGCGCUGGAGCCAUGGAAGAUCACGCCGCUGGGUAAAGGGAGCCGCAGUGUGCUGGAUUUCAGCCCGAUCCGAACACCGCCGCAGAGGCACGAGCACAGCGGCUUGAGCUUCAGCAGCACGCCUUUCAAAGAGCUGCCACUGUUUAAUUCACCCCGUGAGCUUCUCACUUCCUGUUCCCGUGACCCGCAGACGGCCAACCGCUCGCUCACCGAGGGCCUUGUACUGGACACCAUGAACGACAGCCUGAGCAAAAUCUUGGUGGAUAUCAGCUUCUCGGGGCUGGAGGACGACGACCUGGGCAUGGCCAACCUCAGCUGGUCACAGUUUAUUCCUGAGCUGAAAUAAGCCACAUUAAGGGAAAAAAUUGCCGCUGCUCACAUGCUUUUUCACUGCCUCAAAGUCUAUUUGCUAAUAUAUGUAUAUAUUUUUCCUUGCUUUAUAUAUCUGACUCUCAGCUACACUGCUUUUUGUGCAACAUCCUCUCAGCCUGUCUCCAUGCACAUCGUCAGGGUUUUUUUUUUUUCUUUUCUUUCUUUCUUUCUUUUUCUUAAACUCUUGGGAUUAAGCAGCAGUGCUUGAUUGAGAAUAUCAUGUCUCCCAAUCCUGCUGCACACCAAGUCGAACAUGACCGCCAUCAGCCAGUCUCCACUUGUUUCCAAGCCUUUUUGUUUUUAACUACAUAAGCUGCUUAUGCUGAUUUUCACUGCCUUCACUUCUUCCACAUAUGCAUGUAUCCUUUUUAUUUCCUCACAUCUGUGUGUGUGUGUGUGUGUGUGUGUGUGUGACUCUCCUUUUACUGUACGUAUGUGAAGUUUGAGUCUGUUCAUCACUCCAGCUCCAGAGCGAUGAGCAAGAAACCGUCUGAGGAAUGUAUCGAGGACCCGUUCGAUCCGAUUUGCACAACUUGUAAUAUAUAUGUAUGUAUAUGUAUUUAGGUAUUUUAAAAUAUGUGUAAAUGAGUACAUAGAAUUUAAACAAAUCGUUAAGUAGACACUACUGCACGCAGACGACUUAACCUUGACGAGAAAGGAAAGACUUGCAAUUCAUGCCGAUGGUUUUCUUCUUCUUUUUUUGACACAAUUAUUCCUCUAAUAAUACAGUAGCACAGAAGUGAGAUUUCUGUCUUUUCUUUUUUUACCUUAUGACUUUAACAAUCUUGUAUUGGCACUUGGGUGAUCAUAUGCCAGCAGCUUCCUACUGUAUUUAUGGUGCAGGAUUUCUAGUUUCUAGUCAAGGGCUGGGUGAAGUAAACUGUAACCAAGCACAUCAAACUUUCAUCUCAUCCACACUGAGAAAUCUGAACCCAGUUCAAGAUACAACAUCGAUUUAAAGAAGAAGAAAAAAAAGUGCCACAUUUAUUUAUCAAAGCUUGACUUGCUGUUGAAUUAAGUCAGUCCUCUUUCAGACACAACAUUAGCUUAUUAUUUCCUAGCCAGCAUUUCCAUUUCAUUUCAUAUUAUAUUCACAGACAAACAGCUUUAACAUGAUGUGCAGGAUUCUGUAAUAAGUAAUAAUUUAUAUGUUUAAGCACAUCACCCAGUCCUGGUCUCUUGCAUGCAUUGACUUUUGAUGAAAACAUUUUUUUUGGUUGUGUCAUCACAAUCUAUAUGUAUUGUUUAAAAAAAAAUCUUAUAAAUGAUUAUAAAAAAAAAUAAAUCUGUGUCAGGUCCUUGAUUUCUGCUUUUAUUGUUUAGGCUGA
This is a messenger RNA of Hemibagrus wyckioides, 3373 nucleotides long. RefSeq names its product forkhead box M1 (gene foxm1). Bases 166 to 2019 code for a protein of 617 amino acids. Gene Ontology annotation, biological process: regulation of DNA-templated transcription; G2/M transition of mitotic cell cycle. The record is from RefSeq and is a predicted model, not a curated record. Gene Ontology annotation, molecular function: DNA-binding transcription factor activity; sequence-specific DNA binding. NCBI's taxonomy places the organism in Eukaryota, Metazoa, Chordata, Actinopteri, Siluriformes, Bagridae. The transcript is spliced from 9 exons.